AUGGCAGAGAACAAUGAGAUUCCACCACCCGUGGGAAGGUUUGGCGACACUCUUAGGUCGGGAAUUGAGUACCCGGGGGAGUUCGCUUAUGCAAACGACAACGUCAACAUUCCACCUCACUACAUUAGUUUGGUGAAUGGAGGAAAUCUUUUCCACGGACGGGAUGAGGAAGAUCCGGUGAGCCACCUCAAUGCCUUUUAUGAGCUAACAAACUCGCAUAGACCUCCAAACGUGGAGCAUCAUCGGAUUAAGAGAGCCCUAUUUCCGUUAUCGUUGAGGGAGAAAGCAAGAGCAUGGUAUGACUCUCUACCGGGCUACAACAUAGCAACAUUCCAAGAGUUGAAGACUUUGUUCCUCUUGGAAUACAACUCUCCAAUGAAGAUUGAGAAGUUGAGAGAGGAGAUCACUUCAUUCCGACAGAAGUAUGAUGAAUCUUUUGCGGAAGCAUGGAAGAGAUUCACGGAGAUGAUAAGGAAAUGCCCAAGUCAUGGACUAGCUCCGGGGCAUGACCUUUUAAAAUUCUACAAAGGUCUCAACAAUGAGGGCACGGGACUAGUCACUGCAGGCUCAAACGGGAACUUGGAUGAUUUGACGCAUGAUGAGGUGAGAGCCUUGUUCCAAAGGUUGGCCAACAAUCAAAGGAAUUGGCAUAAUCCAAGAAGAGCGGCUGAGAAGGUAGAAGAUACAUUUGGUGCUACCAAAGAUGCGGAAAGAGUGACAGCCAUUGAGGCUCAAUUGGCGGACAUUAGUACCCAGAUGUCUUCAAUAACGAAAGCAGUGAAAUCUCUUCAACUAACUCCUCAACCUCAAGCAGUGACCGUUAUGAAGUGUGGGUUGUGUCAAGGUGGACAUCAUACUGAUCAAUGUCCAAGUCUUCAAGGGCCACCAGUGGAGGACGUGAACUACAUUGGUAACCAUCAUCAAGGUUUCAACCAAAGCAACCAAUACAACAAUCAGCAGAAUUGGAGGCCUCGACAAAUUCUCUCAUUUAUGACUAAGAGUCAAAGGGAGAAUGAGAAUUUCAAAGAGAAGACGGUGGAAAAGUUUGGUCAGAUGGAAGCUACAAUGAGGAACCUCGAGACUCAAAUCGGGCAGCUAGCUACAUCAUCACAUACAAGAAUCCCAAAUAUCAUCCCAAGCAAUACGGUGCCCAAUCCUAAGGGCUAUGAGCAGUGCAAGGCGGUUAAGCUAAGAAGUGGUCGCGAGUUAGGUUCGACACGAUUAAUUGACGGCCAAGGUACUUCCGGCAUCUCACACGCGGGGGCGGAUAAGAUGUUAGGCUUGUAUUCCUCGCACACACGGGCGGACGAGGUAUGUAAGGGAGGUCCCAAAUUGGUGCAGGGUGCCCAACAUGGUCAAGUUCAGGCUGCAUCUGGCAGCAAGAAGUAUGGUGAAGAAUCCGAUUCGAGUGGAAAAAUUCGAGUAGAGAAGGAUAUCCGCAAAAAGAUCCCGCUAAGUCCGGCAAUGGACCCGAAGUGUCCAUUUAAUUUUCCAGAUUUUAUCCCCCCGCCUCCUUUCCCAAUCGAGAAGAAGAAGACAAAGAAAAUAACUCAAGAGAAAGGACUCGAUUGGAUGAUGAGUAUCAUUAAGAAAGUCAGAGUAGAUGUGUCCUUAGUGGAUUUGUUCCUACACUUUCCUAAAUUCUCCAAGUUUUUUAAGGACCUUAUCGCAAAAAAGGAGAAGAUACAAGAGGAUGGUGUGGUGAGAUUGAGCGCAUUUUGCUCACAAUUGGUGAAGGGGAAGAUACCUGCGAAGAGACGAGACCCUGGGAGUUGUGUGAUCCCAUGUGAGAUGGGAGAUAAAAAGUUCCCAAAGUGCCUACUUGAUCAAGGCUCGGGAAUAUCAUUGAUGGCUCUGAAGACGACGAGGUCAAUCGGUCUACAAGCGAGGAUUGAGUCAAUCGAUAUUGAGCUACAAUUGGCGGAUCACUCAAUUGUGAAGCCACUAGGGAUCAUCAAGGAUGUCUUGGUGAAGGUGGACAAGUUUGUACUCCCGGUCGACUUUAUUGUCCUAGAGAUGGAAGAGGACAAGGACAUGCCUAUCCUCUUUGGUAGGCCAUUCUUAGCGACCGGGGAUGUUGUGAUUAAGACCAAGACAAACACGGUGGUGUUUCGAGUAGAUGGUGAAGAGCUGGUGAUCGAGCAAGAGAAGGCGGAUAAGCGCCUAUGGGAGCUUGGAUAG
Messenger RNA from Salvia splendens (bonfire salvia), 2181 nucleotides. RefSeq lists its product as uncharacterized. The record is from RefSeq and is a predicted model, not a curated record. Bases 1 to 2181 code for a protein of 726 amino acids. NCBI's taxonomy places the organism in Eukaryota, Viridiplantae, Streptophyta, Magnoliopsida, Lamiales, Lamiaceae. The transcript is spliced from 2 exons.